GGAGUCCGCUUGUUCUUCAGGCAGCAGCAGCAGCAGCGACGGCAGUGAUCAGGACGGAGAAUGAGCGCUGUCCGGAGAGCAUAGAUGUGCAAAACCUCUGGAAUAGCCGUGCGCUGGAGAGGCCAGAACCGACCACCGUGGAGGACUGCAUUUAUUCAGCCGUAAAAAGGGAAAGAGCCACGGUGAAAGCAUGGCGGUAGAAGAGGAAGGACUUCGGGUAUUCCAGAGCGUUAAAAUAAAAAUAGGUGAAGCAAAAAACAUCCCUCCGUACCCGGGGCCAAACAGGAUGAGGGACUGUUACUGCACUGUCAACCUUGACCAAGAAGAGGUCUUCAGGACCAAGAUAGUUGAGAAGUCACUUUGCCCGUUCUAUGGUGAGGACUUCUACUGUGAGAUCCCACGUAGCUUCAGACACCUCUCCUUCUACAUCUUUGACAGGGACGUGUUCAGGAGGGACUCCAGUAUCGGCAAAGUUGCAGUGAAGAAAGAAGACCUGCAGAAAUAUCAUGGGAAAGACACCUGGUUCCAGCUACAACCUGUCAGCGCUGACUCAGAAGUGCAGGGAAAAGUGCACCUGGAACUGCGUCUGAGUGAAGUCAUCACAGACAGCGGAGUCAUCAACCAUAAACUAGCCACACGAGUGUUGGAGUGCCAAGGUCUUCCAAUUGUCAACGGCCAAUGUGAUCCCUACGCUGCUGUGUCCUUAUUAGGACCCUCAAGGUCAGAGGCCAAAAAGACAAAAGUGAAGAGGAAAACCAAUAACCCACAGUAUGAGGAGGUUUUCUACUUUGAGGUGACACGGCCUUUGAGCCACACGAAGCGUCAGUUUGAUGUUGAGGAAGAGGAUGUUGACAAACUGGCGCUGAGGGUGGAUCUGUGGAACGCCAGCAACCUGAAGUUUGGAGACGAGUUCCUGGGAGGUGUUCGGGUUCCUCUCAGGGUCCUGGGCCAGGCGGGGGUCCAUGACGCAUGGUACUUCCUCCAGCCCAGAGAGAAUGGAGGGAAGUCAGUGAAGGUGGAAGAGCUCGGCUCUCUGCGUCUGAACAUCGUUUACACUGAGGACCACGUCUUCCCCUCGGAGCAUUACACCCCCCUCAGAGACCUCCUCCUACACUCUGCCAACGUAGAACCUGUGUCAGCGUCCACAGCUCAUGUUCUGGGGGAAGUUUGUCGAGAGAAGCAAGAAGCAGCCAUUCCUCUAGUGCGACUCUUUCUUCACUAUGGCAAGAUUGUGCCUUUUAUCAGUGCCAUCGCUCAUGCUGAAGUCAAUCGCACACAGGAUCCUAAUACCAUUUUCCGGGGAAAUUCACUGACUUCCAAGUGCAUUGAUGAGACCAUGAAGCUAGCAGGAAUGCACUAUCUGCAAGUCACACUUAAACCAAUCAUAGAUGAGAUCUGCACAGAACACAAAUCCUGUGAAAUCGACCCGGUCAAGCUCAAAGAGUCAGAGAAUUUGGACACAAACAGGGAAAACCUUCGUCACUAUGUAGACCGUAUCUUCAACGUUAUCACCACCUCUGGCGUUCGCUGUCCCACCGUCAUGUGUGAUAUCUUCUUUUCCCUGAGAGAAUCUGCUGCCACUCGUUUCCAAGUGGACCAAGAUGUCCGAUACACAGCAGUGAGCAGUUUUAUCUUCUUGCGUUUCUUCGCUCCAGCCAUCCUCUCCCCAAACCUCUUCCACUUACGACCACACCAUCCAGAUCCCGCCACCUCACGAACCUUAACCCUGAUCUCCAAGACGAUCCAGACCCUGGGUAGUCUCGCCAAGUCUAAAUCUGCCAAUUUCAAAGAGUCCUACAUGGCUGCAUUUUAUGACUACUUCAACGAGCAGAAAUAUGCAGACGCUGUGAAGAAUUUCCUGGACCUGAUCUCCACCUCUGGCAAGUGGGAUCAGAAGAGCAUUGAAACACCAAUCAUGCUGAAAGAGGGGAGUGUAAAACUCACAAUAAAGAGGGUUGAUGGGAAGGGGUCAAAAGGCACGAAGGGCAGAUUUAUGAUAAAGAGAGCACAAGGGAGGAACCGCUUUGGAAUGAAGAACUUCAAGAAGAGAUGGUUUCGUCUCACUAACCACGAGUUCACCUACCACAAAACAAAAGGAGAGUGUGCUCUGUGCAGCAUUCCCAUCGAGAACAUCCUGGCUGUGGAGAGGUUGGAGGAGGAGUCCUUCAAGAUGAAAAAUAUGUUCCAGGUAAUUCAGCCCGAGAGAGCAUUGUACAUCCAGGCCAACAACUGCGUUGAGGCACGUGACUGGAUCGAUAUCCUGACCAAAGUCAGCCAGUGCAAUCGCAAACGCCUGAGCACCUACCAUCCUUCAGCUUACCUCAACGGCCACUGGCUCUGCUGCAAACUCUCAGCUGACACGGCCCCUGGGUGUACACCCUGCACUGGCGGCCUCCCUGCCAACAUUCAACUCGAUGUGGAUGGAGACCGAGAAACUGAGAGGAUUUACUCUCUGUUCAGCACAUAUAUGACCAAACUGAUCAAGAUGCAAGAGGCCUGUGGUAGUAAGUCUGUGUACGACGGCCCUGAACAGGAGGAGUACUCCAGCUUUGUCAUCGACGACCCCCAGGAGACCUACAAAAUCCUGAAGCAGAUCGUUUCAGCCGUGCAGACUUUGGAGCAGCAGCACACCAAGUAUAAACGAGACAAGUUCAAGAAGACAAAGAUAGGCAGCCAGGAGCAUCCAAUUGGAGACAAGAGUUUUCAGUGCUACAUCCGCCAGCAGUCUGAGAGCUCCACCUACUCCAUCUAGCCAUGGCCCUGCAAACUAUUUCUACGAUGCCCAGAACCAGCAUUUCCUUUACUGUAGAGAAGUCCAGCUUAACAAUGCUCUGUGUCCAGUAAUGAGUUUUAAGUCUUGUUUUUCCCUAAAGAAAACUACAAGAAAAGUCAGAAAAGGUGACCUAAUUACACCAGUGCAGCUCGGUCCACUUAAAGGUUUUCGUUCAGAAACAUACAACUGACGCUGCAUUGGAGUUAACGUCACCUGCUUGACUGGCUUAAACUGUGGUUUAAAGGGAAAUAAGAUUCAUGGGAACCAUUACUAGACUGGAUGAGCUGUGUACAGGGACUUUUCUGCAGCGUCUCAAGGUGCAUCACUCCAGUUAACGGAAAAACAGACCUCAGAAUCAGCACGAAAAACAGGAACAGUAGUGGAGAAAAAGGAAACAUACGAAGAAUGAAGAAGAUAAUCAUUGCAUUCAUCUAAUUGCGUCUCCUUUCUGUGAGAGAACAAACGUUUUUCACUGGACAGUUUUGACAGUGACCAACACGCACUUUAAUUGCCUCGAAAUGUAUGGAUGAACAAGCCUCGCAGCACACUUUCAAAAAGCUUAUUUUAUCUGUUUGAUUUGUAUUUUAGUGGUUGUUGAAAUGUUCAUUCAUAUUUUACAUUUGACAGACCAAACUCUAGAAGGAAGGACUGUAAUUUCCCCAUUUUUGGGUAUUGUUGUCCCCAUGUUUUUUUUGUUUUUUUUUCUUUUCUUUCUUUUUUUUAUUUCUUUCCCAACUUCCUCAGGAAGGCUGUGAAGGUCGAGGGCACACAAGAAGGGACCAAUCACAGCCCAGAGCAGCUUGAUUUGUAGCUAUUAAAACUCACUUCAAUGCACCUGCUUGUUGGCCCAAAUUUUAAACCUUAAAUCAGUGUGUUAACAAAUAUUUUAAUUCAUAUCCACUUUUCAUUUAAAGCCCUGUUCUGUGUGGUUGGGUAUUAAGUCCCUGUGUAACUGUACAUUAGUUAAUGAUGAUUUUAAUGCUUACUUUGAGUCCUACAAAUCGGUGUAUGCUUUAUUGCUUGUCUGCAUGCUUAUUAAUAAUAUGGUAGUUUGCUAAAUUAUCAUUACAGUAGUUUAAUGAAAAAAAAGUUGAAGAAAAUGAACAAAUAAUUGUGACAC
Sphaeramia orbicularis (orbiculate cardinalfish) is the source of this 3893-nucleotide messenger RNA. RefSeq names its product RAS p21 protein activator 3 (gene rasa3). Gene Ontology annotation, biological process: negative regulation of Ras protein signal transduction; intracellular signal transduction; regulation of GTPase activity. Gene Ontology annotation, molecular function: GTPase activator activity. Lineage: Eukaryota; Metazoa; Chordata; Actinopteri; Kurtiformes; Apogonidae. The transcript has 25 exons. The record is from RefSeq and is a predicted model, not a curated record. The coding region runs from base 191 to 2752 and encodes 853 amino acids.